Molecule: messenger RNA, 4291 nt
Organism: Sphaeramia orbicularis (orbiculate cardinalfish)
Lineage: Eukaryota; Metazoa; Chordata; Actinopteri; Kurtiformes; Apogonidae
Gene: sltm
Product: SAFB-like, transcription modulator
Biological process (GO): regulation of mRNA processing; regulation of transcription by RNA polymerase II
Cellular component (GO): nucleus
Molecular function (GO): sequence-specific DNA binding; RNA binding
Source: RefSeq, a predicted model, not a curated record
AGUUCAGUAAUCUUGAGGUAAAAUGGCGUCGGGUGCCAUUUCCACGGAGUCAAAGAAAAUAUCGGAUUUACGAGUUGUAGACCUUAAAUCUGAAUUAAAACGAAGGAAUUUGGAUACUUCGGGUGUAAAGAGCGUCCUCGUUGCCAGACUUAAAGAGGCUAUCGACAAUGAAGGUGGUGAUCCAGAAAACAUUAAUAUUCAACCUCCAUGUGAUGCUCCCAUUCGAAAAGGAGGAAAAGCCAAAGGAAAAAAAGUGGAUUCAGAUGCUGACACCACAAUUGAUGAAGAUGGAUUUUCCAAGGAAACUGAAGAGUAUGAAUCAGAGAAAGAUGUAACUGAUACAGAUGAUGGUACUCGUGAAAAUUCUAAGCCUGCACCCAGUGAGGACAGCCUCACUCAGCCUGAGGCUGAACCAGAGCCAGAGGCUGUGGUGGCUGAAGACGAUUCUGAGCCAGAGGGUGAUGCAGAGACGGAGCCAGAGGUCGAAGCAGACGCUGACCCAGAGGUGGAUGAGGACGCCGACCCAGAGGUGGAUGGGGAGGCGGAGCCAGACGAGUCGGAACUGGCUGACAUGGAAGCUGAAGCCAUGAAUUCCUCUAAAGAUGCUGAGGAUGAUCACCUGUCCGUCUCUAUCCCAAAUGAAGAUGCCAUUACCCUAGACGUUGAUGGGGAUGAUCUCCUGGAAACAGGUAAACAUGUGAAACUUCCAGAUCCAGAGGCUGACAAGGGCACUGAUGAGCCAGAGGCCUCUGCUGAGAUGGGCCCAGACGAUGACGAGAAAGUGGAAGAGAUGGAGGGCCACAAAGAUGGUAAGAAAGAUGACGGAUCCAAGGGUGAACCCAUGAAGAAAGAGGGCAGAGAGGCCUUGAAGAAAGCUGAAACGGGAGACAAAGACAAGGAUUCUGGGAAGAAAGGCCCCUCCACUACUGGGGCAUCAGGUCAAGCAAAGAGCUCUUCAAGAGACAGAGAUGGAAAAGCGGCAAAAGAUGAAAAGGGUGUGGCCAGCAGCAGCAGUAGCAGCUCUUCUCGUAACAUAUGGGUCAGUGGCCUGUCUUCGAACACUAAAGCAGCCGAUCUAAAGAAUCUGUUUGGCAAAUAUGGCAAGGUUUUGAGUGCAAAGGUGGUAACAAAUGCCCGCAGUCCUGGUUCAAAAUGUUAUGGCUUGGUGACAAUGUCUUCCAGUACAGAGGUGACACGCUGUGUCUCCCAUCUGGACUGUACAGAGCUCCAUGGACAGCAGAUAUAUGUUGAAAGGGCAAAAAAUGAUCCAUUCAAAAAGGAGCCCUUGAAGAAGGAAGGAGAGGACAAAACCAGUGCCAGCAAAUCAAGUGAUAAGCGCAGCUCUGUGGGGACAAAAGUGCCUAACAAAGCACUGCCAUCUUAUAAAAAAGAAGACAAGAAAUUGGAGAAAUCAUUAGACAAAGAUGUUUCCAAGAAACCAGAAGCCAAAAGUGGAAAAUCUGAGGCGAUGACAUCCAACUUUGGUCAAGAUCCUUCCAAGAAAGAUGACAGAAAAUAUGGACGGAAGAGUCCAGGGAAAAUGGUUGUGAUGGAUCAUGGCAAAGGAGAAUCUAAUUUUGGCAAAAUGAGACCUUUCAGAAGGGGGCGGUAUUUUGAUAAGCCUUUCAACAACAUGAAUAUGCAGCGGCGGCCUAAAUGGUUGAUUCCUCCUGAAGAGUUAGAGAUGAUGAAAGACAAACAGCGACCUUUCAUGAAUAAAGGAGAAGAAAAAGAAAUCCUUCCCUUCGAGAAGAUGAAAGAGCAGAGAAUGCGUGAACGUAUGGCUCGUAUGGAACGUGUCCGAAGAGCUGUAGAGCUGCGCAGGCGGCGUGAAAUUGCAGAACAAGAACGUCGGGAGCGUGAGCGCGUUCGUCUUCUGCGGGAACGUGAGAAAGAGGAGAACCUGCUCCGGGAGAGGCAAAGGCUAGAGAUGGAAAAGACAAAACUGGAAAGGGAGCGCCUGGAGCGAGAGCGACUAGAGAGAGAGAGGCUCCGUAUAGAACAGGAACGGCGAAAAGAGGCAGAGCGCAUGGCACGUGAACGAGAAGAGCUGCGGCGGCAGCAGGAGCAGCUCCGCUAUGAGCAAGAAAAGAGAAACAACCUUAAAAGAGGCCGUGAAGUGGACCAUGGGCGCAGGGAUGAUCCAUAUUGGAAUGGCAACAAGAAGAUGCAGUCUGAUUCUGAUGUUCGUCUGAACCAAGGCUCCAACUACAACCGGCAACAAAACCGCUUUACAAAUUUCAGCCCCAGAGAGAGGGGUCGAUUUCCAGAUGCAGCUUCAGAGCAGCAGCCCACAUAUGACAGACGAAACCGUUUGAUGGUGGAGCCAGAAGUAAAGAAGGGUCGACCUGCCUCUGGCUUUGAACGCUACCCCAAGAGCUUUGACACAGUCCGCAGAGCUGAGCCUCCACCUCCUCAACGCACUGAACUCCGAGACGACCGCAGGGACAGAGAUGAAAGGCGGCCCGUGCCCAUGCACAAUCGUCCUAUGGGAGGGAGAGCUGCGAUGCCUACCAUGUCACACAACCGUUCCCCCAGGGAUGGAGGGCAUGGAUGGAAGAACGAUGGCGGCAUGAAUACCAACAAAGGAGAUAUACGUGGAGCAAUGCGUAUGCGUCCAGAGCGAUCAGGCAGAGAUGGUCCGGGCCCUGCACUGAGAGGGGGCUCUUCAGCCAGCCGUGGAAGAAGCAGCUUCAAUGAUCGAGAUGGAGGAAGACCCAUGGUGAUGAGCGACCAGCCGUUCAGUUCAGGCCGGCAGGUUGUGGUGGAACGUCACAACAGGGAGCAGGGACUGAGGAAAGAAUGGCACGGUGGAUCCAGUUCCCAAGGUGGAGGGUUCCCAGACAAUCGCAGAAUGGGUGAUACCCGUGGCAGCAUGAUGGCUCCACCCCCCAGUCACUCCUCAUCUGGAAUGAACCGAAUUGUACAGAUCACCAGCAGCUCCAUUCCCAGUGGAGGCAAUGUGGGUGGAUUCAAACCCUUUAAAGGAACUCAACGGCAGUUCUAAGUGCAACCAAAUUCUGCCACUUUAAAAGCACCGGAGAAUCUGAAGAUUUUUCUCAAGUUUUUAUUUUUAAAAGAUCAGUUGUGUUAUGUGGCACAUUGGUUGCUAUGAAGUUGAACGCUAUUUAUUUUGUAUAGACAAGUGUUUACCUCAGUGUAGGGUUUUCCUGGCAGUUCUGCUGUUACCGUUAUACAACCCUGUGCACAAGUUUUACUUAUAUAGGAACAUAUUGUACAGACUUAGAUCUUUGUAACAAGUUUUCAAGUGAUCUCACCAACUUUCUUGGUACUUGCGUGUAUGUACAUUUUCAGUAAUGCAUUGUCAACGUCUUGAUUCUUCUGACCCUGAUGUCACUCAGUUCUCCUGUGUAAUGUCUUAUUUUCAUGUAUUAUAGAGCUCAUAAAUUGACAGGGUGUGUUCAUCCUUUCGAUGUUUUCUCUGUAAGGCAAAAGAUUAUACAGGAAUUAUUUUGAGGUCAUAAUUGGUGUGAAUUCUUCAAGAAAAAAAAAAACAGUCGAACUAACACAACAUCUGUUGUAGCAAAUUAUUCAUAACUUGUUACAGGCCUGUGUCUUUCAAAUAAAAGUUGACAUUCAAUUUUUUAUUUGCAGGCCAUGCAUUUUAUCACAGAAACUGAUGAGAUUCUUUUCGUAAUUGCAUUGUUAUAGUAGAUUGACAGCCAAAAGUUGCUUUAAUUCUGGCACUUGGGGUUUAUCAGUCAUUUCACUACUUCCAGUCUAAGUGUGAAGCCGGCAGCAUGUAGACAGUGUGAUUCUUGGAGAUGUUACAAAAUAUAAAAAUCUGCAUUUUGAUCAAACUAAGAAUGAAUGAAACACUUAAGAAUUUGCCUAAAUAAGACUAACACUGUCAACUAUUUGAUAGUUUGUAGUUAAUCUGUUCUGCUCUGCAGCCCUGAAAUUUUCAGAAUUGUGGAUUUAUUGUCUGAUAAUUAGACAGGCCACUUACAACAGGCUUCACCCUUGAUGGUUAAUAGAAUGGUGUUACUUUGGUCAGAAGACACUGUUUACUUCUGUUUCCUUGUAUUUAUGUACAUUUCAAAAAAGUUAAAAGCCACUUCUUGCAACAUGAAUAUUUUUAUGAAGAUGCUGGUUGAAACUGUUAAAUGUUGUGAGAAUUGUUCAGUCUGUCAGAUGUUGACCUGACCCCAGUGUCAGAGGAACACUGAUGAGAAAGAACGGACGGAUUCACACCACCUGCUAAAAGUCUCUGUAGUCAAAUGUUGCUUCCUAACUGGUUGCUUCUCACAUUAAACCUUUCUAUUCCAAA